CAGAAGUAGUAAGUUAGAAGCUUGUAGGGACGUGAGGAGUGCUAUCCUGGAGCCUGCCAGCACAGCUGUUGAGAUGGAAGCCUCAGAAGGGCAAGGGGGUGAAGGAGAUAAGCCACUAGAGAAGGUAAGGAAUGUUCCCUGUUUAGAGAGGCACUCCAGUACCAUCCUCACCAGAGACUUGCUGGUCCAACAUGCCAAGGGCCUGAACCAGGACACCUUCAACAUUUGUAAAGAAUAUAUAAGACCUCUGAAGAAGUUCCUGCGAAAGUUGAACCUACCCAAGGACUUUCCCCAGAAGAAAAGGAUAAAGUACAUGAAGCAGAGCCUUCAGGCCCUAGGGGACCACAUCCACACCUUUCUGCAGCAUUACUGCCAAGCCUGGGAGAUCAAGCACUGGAAAAAGAUGCUUUGGCGAUUUGUUUCCCUCUUCUCCGACCUGGAAGCAAAGCAGCUUCGCCGCCUCUAUAAGCACACCAAAACCAACCAGAUGGCCAAGUUCCUGGUCACAUUUUGCCCCUUUGAUGCACCAGAAGGAUCUUUGCUGGCCAACCAGGAGGACAGUCUUCCCAGGCUCUGCAGUGCCUGGGGACUGCACGGAAAUAUCAGCUGCAUGAAGGAGAGGCUGUCCAAGAUGAAGGCCCCAGGCCAAGAGGUUGCCAUGCUGGAAGAACUGAGGUCCCCGCACUGCUUCAGAGGAGAUUAUUUAAGGAAACUUCCUCAAAAAACAAAACUGAAGAGAAAGCGGAUUAAGGAAAGCCCAGAAACUCCCAAGAGCUCCCCAUAAGAAGACCCAUAAGGAGAGAGGCUAGCCCUCCCUGAUUCCCUGGGCACUCGUCCAGCCUCUGAA
Nannospalax galili (Upper Galilee mountains blind mole rat) is the source of this 847-nucleotide messenger RNA. RefSeq names its product chromosome unknown C17orf64 homolog (gene Chct1). Lineage: Eukaryota; Metazoa; Chordata; Mammalia; Rodentia; Spalacidae. The record is from RefSeq and is a predicted model, not a curated record. The transcript is spliced from 6 exons. Bases 74 to 784 code for a protein of 236 amino acids.